AAUUGGCAGGAGAGGAGGCGUUAACUCGAGGGAGGAGAAACGACCCCUGAGCGACAGCACACGUCGCUCCACCGAGAAUCUAUCCUCCCCCAAGACUAAACAAGGGCGGCUAAGAGACCUUCCGUUGCUUAAAGCCCGCUCGACCCGGAAACAAAACCUUUUAAAAACUCUCUCAGAGGCGGGAGGAAUUGCGGAAGAACGGGCAGCUUCACCGUUGCUAGGCGACGAGGCAGCCUCACCUGAGCGCUCUCCAGACCAAGAGCUAGUGGAGCUGUAUUCUCACGUCCCAGGCUGUGACUGAGAUCAUGUUACCAUCCAGGAGUAACUUUCUGCCUACUUCUCCCCUCCUGGACAUGGCUUUGUUUUGUUUGCUAUACUGUGAUGGAAUUGCAUGUUGUUCUCCUUACACCCUCCCUCACUAAGGACAGAGAUUUCCUCUGCUGUCAGAUGUCUUUCUGCUUGACUGAACUACACCUGUGGUCUCUGAAAAGCACCUUACACAUUGCGGAUAGAGACAUCGGCGUCUACCAGUACUAUGACAAGAAAGAUCCAUCAGUAUCAGCAACAGAGCAUGGUAACUUAGAAGAAAAACAAAGGCUGGCAGAAUCACGAGAUUAUCCUUGGACACUCAAAAAUAGACGCCCAGAAAAACUUCGAGAUUCACUGAAGGAGUUGGAGGAACUGAUGCAAAGCAGUCCGUGUGUGCUGAGCAAAUGGAAGAGCAAAUACAUCUGCCAGCUCCUGUUCGGCUCAGGUGUGCUGGUGUCCCUAAGUCUUUCUGGGCCUCAGCUGGAGAAAGUGGUGAUUGACAGAAGCCUGGUGGGGAAGCUCAUCUCAGACACCAUCAGUGAUGCUCUCCUUACAGACAGUUUCAUCAUCUUAUCAUUUCUGGCACAAAACAAACUAUGUUUUAUUCAGUUUACCAAGAAAAUGGAUUCUCUUGAUGGAAACAAGAGGCUGGAAAAACUCUCAGCCUUGGACUUUAAGAUUUCCUAUUAUGACAUACCUGGCCCAGCCAACAGGACAAUAGAUCGUCACUUAGCUGUCAACUCCGCUCAGGAUCUAGUUGUUUGUUGGUGGCCGCUGGUCAGUGAUGAUGUUUGGCCUUGGACUCCAGUUUCUUCUGAGAAGGACAGAGCCAAUAUGCUGUUGCUGGGUUUUACUCAAGGAGGAUUGGAGGUUCUAAGUUUUGUUCGCACAGAAUGGAGUCCCCUGGAUGUUCACUUCGGCACCAAACAACCUUAUCAGGUGUUCACAGUGGAGUGCUCCGUCAGUGUAGACAAGGAGCCCAUGGCUGACAGCUGUAUUUAUGAAUCUGUCCGGAACAAACUCCACUGCGUGUCAGUUACCAGAAUACCACUAAGAUCGAAGGCCAUCAGCUGCUGCAAGAACUCUACGGAAGACAAACUGAUCGUGGGCUGUGAAGACUCUUCGGUAAUUCUCUAUGAAGCUCACCGUGGUGUGACUCUCCUGGCCCAGGCUGAACUUAGGCCUUCAUUGAUAAGCUGCCACCCAAGUGGCGCCAUUCUUCUGGUUGGCAGCAACCAAGGGGAGCUACAAAUUCUUGAUAUUGCUCUGUCCCCUAUCAACAUCCAGCUCUUGGCAGAAGAUUGCUUACCGAAGGAGACUCUGCAAUUCAAGAAGUUCUUUGAUGUUUCAAGCAGUCUUGUUCAAAUGCAGUGGAUGGCUCCUCCUGUUGUUUUCCAGAAGCCUAAAAGAGAAGAAAUCUGUGAUCUGCUCUUCCUCAGGUUCAACAGAGGACCUUUGGGUGUGCUGCUGUUUAAACUUGGCAUCCUCACACGAGGACAACUGGGCCUGGUAGACCUCAUCUUACAGUACAUUCACUACAAUGAGGUAUACGAGGCCAUCAGCAUCCUGCGCAGCAUGGACUGGGACACCCUGGGCCAGCAGUGUUUGAUCGGCAUGGGCACCAUUGUGAACCAUCUUCUUAGACAGAGGCUCACGCCAGAGAGAGAAGCACAGCUUGAGGCAAGCCUUGGAACCUUCUAUGCUCCAACAAGACCACUUCUGGAUACAACUAUUUUGGAAUAUAGAGAACCGGUCAGCAAGUAUGCCAGGAGGCUUUUCCACCACCUGCUCAGGUACAAGAGAUUUGAAAAGGCCUUUCUUCUAGCUGUUGACAUUGGAGCUCGUGACCUGUUCAUGGACAUUCAUUACCUUGCUCUGGAUAUGGGUGAACUGGCACUGGCUGAAGUGGCGAGAAGAAAGGCACAUGAUAUUGAUGUUGAGUCGGUAUCCUCUGGAGUCGAGCUCCUGGGGCCCUUGGACAGAAGAGACAUGCUGAAUGAAGGUUUUGCCAGCUCAGCUCUAACGCCUGAAGGAGAAAACAAAUUUCCAGGCCUUCUUCCUUCCAUUGGUUCAACACACAUACAAACUCUUCAACAGAAAAUACCAAAUGGCCCUUCAUGCAGAUGGGCAAUUGAGAGAAGGACUGAGGAGGACGAGGAGGAAGAGGAAGAGGAAGAGGAGGAGGAGGUAUGCCCUGACUCUUCAGUGGCCACCACCUGGAAUGCAGAAGGAGAACUGAAAGAAGACCAAAGGAAACAGGACAUUGGAGAUGUUGGUUCUCUCAGAAUGGUUCACUUUGGUUUGGUAUAAAGCAUCAGAAACACCAAAAAGAAAGCUGCCCUUUUCAUUUCUUUUCUAUUGACCUGAUCAAUAAAACUCUUCAUGUGUGGAUUUUAAUAGAAGGAGAGAUAGUAGUACAUGUAGCAUCGCAUAAGUGACCCUCAAUAAAAGUUCCUAAACAAUUGUU
Molecule: messenger RNA, 2776 nt
Organism: Mus caroli (Ryukyu mouse)
Lineage: Eukaryota; Metazoa; Chordata; Mammalia; Rodentia; Muridae
Gene: Wdpcp
Product: WD repeat containing planar cell polarity effector
Biological process (GO): nervous system development; establishment of protein localization; cilium organization
Cellular component (GO): axonemal basal plate
Molecular function (GO): protein binding
Source: RefSeq, a predicted model, not a curated record